AUGGCAAAAGAAAGCACUGACUGCUACACUUCAUACUCAGAUAUUUUGCAUCCCAUUCUUUUGGAACAAUCUAAACAAGCAGAAGUAUUGGAUUCUCUUUGGAUAAUAUCAAAAGAUUCAUCUAUUAAUGAUAGCAAUAAUGGAACUUCAAUAUCUUUAAUGGAUACAAGCUCAACUAAUAUUGAUAAUAUGAGUAAUACAAUAGCAAUGAAUGGGUUUGAUAUUAAUCUUACAGGAAAUAAUACAUUAGAUAUUGAUCAAAUUAAUAUGUUUCAUGAUGCUUCUAAAUUUAUGUUUCCUUUAUCAGAAUUAGAUUCUGAGAACAAAAUAUUAAAUGAUUCAACUUGUGAAUCUAAUCUAGGAGGAUCAAUUGGAUCUUUGUUGACAACUCAGUCAUCUACAUGUUGGACUUUAAUGGAUCAGCAAGGAUCACUAAUAGAUUCAAACUCUAAUGAUUUGAAUCUAAUUCAAUAUUGUAUUUUUAACAAGAAUAAUAAUGAAUUUACAGCGGAUGAUGAUGAUAAUAUACUUGAUUCAUUGAGUCAUGUCUUAAGUAAAUCAUGUUUAGAAGAGGAUGAUAUAAGUAAUUCACAUAAAAUUGAACAUGGAAUAAACUCAAUAUCAAAUCAAUCAUUAAUAAAUUUUAAUAAUAGCCAACUUAGUAAUCAAAGUCAACUAGGUAAUCAACAAAGUCAAAUAGGUAGUCAACAAAAUCAACUAAAUAAUCAAUUUUAUACUUUAGGAUUACGUGUAAUGACAAGGAAUGAUAUAACAAAUAAAAGUAUAGUUUCAUGUUAUCAAUUAAAUACUCAUGAUGUUAUAAAUUUAUGUUCACCUUUUGGCACAAUAAUAGGGACACAAGUUACAGAUGAUAUUGGUUAUGCAACAUAUGAUUCAUGUAAUUCACUAUAUAGAGCCUUAAAUGUAUUACAAAAUUUACCAUUGUCAUCAAAUGGAGAUUUUCUUCAUGUAUUUAUUCAUCAAGUGUCAAAUAUAUUAAUAGGUGGUCUAGAUAGAUCACAUAAUAUUGGAAAUACUCCUUGGGGUUGUGAUAUAACUCAAAAUAUUCAUUCAUCUAUGAGUGGAACAACUUCAAAUACUCCAAGUAGUAUUAGUGCUGCUUCUUCUGCUUGGUCAAAUUAUGAGAAUUCUAAUUGUAAUAAUAAUAAUGAAUCUAAUAUAUGGAAUUCUUGGAUGUUAUUAAAUAGGUUAUCUGAUGGAAAUUCUAUAUGUGGAAAUAUUUGUAUAAAUUCAGGCAUUACAAAUGAAAAUGCAACUUCAAACACUACUUCAUCAACUCCAAUAUCCCCCUCUUCAUCAUCUCAGAAUAAAAAUGUAUCUAUUUUAUUAAUUGAUCCAAAAGAAGAUUCAAAUAAUAAUGAUAAUAAUAAUAAUAAUAAUAAUAAUAAUAAUAAUAAUAAUAAUAAUAAUAAUAAUAAUAUGAAUAAUAAUAACAGUAAUAAUAAUAACAAUAAUAAUAAUAAUGCUAUUGGUUCUGAUAAUAAUUUAACAAGAUCUAUCUCUUCUAACAACUCAAAAUUCAAAUCAAAUAAUGUUUCACUUAAUUGUAUAACUUCUUCAUCUUGUAAUAAUACUCUAGAAAAUGUACCAUCUUCAGUAAUAAAGAAAUAUACAGCUAGAUAUGAGAUCCAGAUACCACCUGAUAAUCAAUUUCAAAUAGCUAGAAGAAUCAUUGGAACAAGAGGUGUAAAUAUGAAACGAAUAUUUAAAUUAACUCAAUCUAAACUCAGAUUAAGGGGAAGAGGAUCUGGAUAUCUUGAAGGAUAUAAUAAACAAGAAGCUGAUGAACCAUUACAUCUUUGUAUUUCAUCAACAAAUUAUGAGCAAUAUAUGAAUGCUAGAAAACUAGUUGAAAAACUUUUACUUAAGAUUUAUCAAGAAUAUGAUGAAUUCCUUAUUUUAGGUGGAGAGUGUAAUGGAAAUUCGAAAAAUAAUAUAGGUGUCAAACCAAUGAACCUUCAACUUAAGUUUAAGGAAACUUUAAGAACUAAGCAACAAUCAAAUAAUGAUAGAUGGAUAAAUUAG
Cryptosporidium muris RN66 is the source of this 2046-nucleotide messenger RNA. RefSeq lists its product as uncharacterized. Bases 1 to 2046 code for a protein of 681 amino acids. NCBI's taxonomy places the organism in Eukaryota, Apicomplexa, Conoidasida, Eucoccidiorida, Cryptosporidiidae. Gene Ontology annotation, cellular component: nucleus. The record is from RefSeq and is a predicted model, not a curated record. Gene Ontology annotation, molecular function: RNA binding. The transcript has a single exon.